This is a messenger RNA of Gadus morhua (Atlantic cod), 3753 nucleotides long. RefSeq names its product endo-beta-N-acetylglucosaminidase (gene engase). The record is from RefSeq and is a predicted model, not a curated record. The coding region runs from base 266 to 2461 and encodes 731 amino acids. Gene Ontology annotation, biological process: protein deglycosylation. The transcript has 14 exons. Gene Ontology annotation, molecular function: mannosyl-glycoprotein endo-beta-N-acetylglucosaminidase activity. Gene Ontology annotation, cellular component: cytoplasm. Lineage: Eukaryota; Metazoa; Chordata; Actinopteri; Gadiformes; Gadidae.
UAUUCCAGAUGUAUAUAUAUAUAUAUAUAUAUAUAUAUAAAGAACAUGUGUCCCCUUCAUCAUUCACUCGUUUAAUUUAGUUUAGUUUAGUUUCCGGUUGUUUAGAUGACAUCAAACUCUUUGGAGCGAUCUGACACAGCGGUGGAGAAGGGCAGGAAAUGACGUAAAGACAAGGAACCAACGAGAACUAAAACUAUUAAGUGUUUAUCGAAGGAUGGAUCCGACCAGAAGUAACUAAAGAUACCUACAAAGUCUUAAUCUGAGGAUGGAUCCCGACCAGGGUGACGGACCUGGGGUCGGGGGGCUGGAGGGGGACCAGGGUGACGGACCGGGGGUCGGGGGGCUGGAGGAGGACGGAGCGGCGGCACCGCAGCCCCCCGCGGGGAGCGACGUAAGCGACGGGCCGGAGUCCUGUCUGGAUCAUUCCGAUUCAGACGCUCAUGAAUUCGUAACAUUCAGACCAUCGUCUCUUCCAGAGCAGCACUAUGCCCCCAGCACCUCGGAGCCGCUCAGCAGCGGCCUGCGGACGCUCUCUGAGCUGCUGUCUUGGGGGCGGAGCUCUGCCAGCCCGCUGGACGUGGCCACCGUGCCUCUCGCUGCACGGGACCCCCCGCUGGCGACCAGCGGCCACCGCACCCUGGUGUCACAUGACAUGAUGGGGGGUUACCUUGACGACAGGUUCGUCCAGGGGACAGAGUCGGAGGCGCCCUAUGCCUUCUACCACUGGCAGCACAUCGACAUCUUCAACUACUUCACCCACAACCUGGUGACCGUCCCGCCGGCCGUGUGGAUCAACGCGGCUCAUCGGCACGGGGUCCUGGUGAUGGGGACGUUCAUCACUGAGUGGACGGAAGGCGCCGCGGUGUGCGAGGCGUUCCUCACCGAUGAAGAGUCGUACCGGCAGGUCGCCGACCGGCUGGUUCAGAUCAGCCACUACCACGGCUUUGACGGCUGGCUGGUGAACAUCGAGAACAGCCUCAGUAAAGGCGCCGUGAGGAACACGCCUCUCUUCCUGCGCUACCUGACGGACCAGAUGCACCUGCGGCGGCCCGGCAGCCUGGUGAUCUGGUACGACAGCGUGCUGGAGGACGGGAAGCUGGAGUGGCAGAACGAGCUGAACACGCGCAACAGGAUUUUUUUUGAUGCCUGUGACGGUUUGUUCACCAACUACAACUGGACGGAGAGCAGCCUAGAGGCCAUGGGCUCCAUGGCUGCUGAGGACGCCGCCCUCGGGGGCCGGCGGGCCGACGUGUACGUGGGGGUGGACGUCUUCGCCAGGGGGGAGGUGGUCGGGGGCAUGCUGGACACCAACAAGGCGCUAAAACUCAUUCGGAAACACAACUUCUCAGCGGCCAUCUUCGCCCCAGGCUGGGUGUACGAGACUAUUCCUGAUAAGACCAGCUUCCGCCUCCACCAGGACAAGUUCUGGGCGCUGCUGUCGGACUGGCUGGAGCCCCAUCGUUCCACCACAACGCUCCCCUUCGUCUCAUCCUUCUGUCAGGGCUUUGGGAAGGCCCUCUACUGGAGGGGCCAGCUGGAGAAGAGGGGCGGCUGGUUCAACCUCAGCGCCCAGGAGCUGCAGCCGCUGUACGGCCAGGAGGCCCUGAGGGCGAGGGCCCCCCCGGAGGAGGAGGGCGGGGGGCUGAGGGCGAGGGGCUGCCCGGAGGAGGCCUGGAGUGGGGGCAGCUCCCUGCUACUGGAGGGGCAGCUGGCUGCCGCCGAGCCCCCUGGGGUCGGGUUCAGGGUCUUCUCCCUCCAGCUCCCUCUCCCCCCCGUCUCCCUGGUGACGCUGGUUUUCAAGUCUUCAGCCGGAGUCAGCGUCUCACCGGAGUUACGCUGGAUUAAAGACAAAACGAUAGAGGUCACAGGUCGCCCUGCGGCCCUGGAGGACUCGGACCCAGUGGUCAGGACCCUGGACCGGCUCAGCGGAGGCUGGGGCCGCGGCGGAUGGACCGUCCGGUGCUACCGUCUGGAGCUCCAGGACUGUGAGCUGAGAGAGGUCCUGGUCUGGGUGCAGCGGGAGCAGCCCCACGACGUGGCCUUCUCCUGCCGCCUGGGGGAGGUGAUGGUCCUGGACCAGGCCGGCCUUCAGGCCCCCCGCGAGGCGGUCCGGGGGGUCUGCAUCGAGGAUGUGGUGUGGCACCGGGCCCCCGGCGGGGCCCUGCGCCUCAGCGCCACGCUGCGCUGGAGCUUCCCUCCCCGGCUCUGGCGCUACUUCCACCUGUCGUGGCGGCGGCUGAGGGGCCCGGGGCCCCGCGGCCAGGCCGGGCCCCCGGUGCCGCUGGGCCGGGCGUACUCCACCCUGUUCCGCCUGACGGAGCUGGAGGUCCCGGGGCCCCCCGCCAGGGUGGAGCUGAGGGUGGAACCCGUCCUGAAGGAGGGCCUCCUGGUCCCGGAGGCCCUCUGGGGCCGGAGGAGCCUGAGCUACUCAGGACCAGUGGAGACCAGUGGAGACCAGUAGACAUUAGAGAUCAAGACCUGUAGAGACCAAGACCAGUGGAGACCAGUAGACAGUAGAGACCAAGACCUGUAGAGACCAGUGGAGACCAAGACCAGUGGAGACCAGUAGACAGUAGAGACCAAGACCUGUAGAGGCCAGUGGAGACCAAGACCAGUGGAGACCAGUAGACAGUGGAGACCAAGACCUGUAGAGACCAAUGGAGACCAAGACCAGUGGAGACCAGUAGACAGUAGAGACCAAGACCUGUAGAGACCAGUGGAGACCGAGACCAGUAGAUAGUAGAGACCAAGACCAGUAGAGACCAAGACCAGUAGAGACAUUGGAGACCAAGACCAGUAGAGACAGUGGAGACCAAGACCAGUAGAGACCAAGACCAGUAGAGAUCCUCUAACCUGAGCUACUCAGGACCAGUGGAGACCAGUAGAGACCGAGACCAGUGGAGAACAGUAGAGACCAAUAGAGACCAGUAGAGACCGAGACCAGUGGAGACCAAGACCUGUGGAGACCAGUGGAGACAGUAGAGACCAGUGGAGACCAAGACCUGUGGAGACCAGUGGAGACAGUAGAGACCAGUGGAGACAGUAGAGACCGAGACCAGUGGAGACUAGUAGACCAGUGGAGACCAAUAGAGACCAGUAGAGAUCAGUGGAGACACUGGAGACCGAGACCAGUGGAGACAGUAGAGACCAGUGGAGACAGUAGAGACCGAGACUAGUAGACCAGUGGAGACCAAUAGAGAUCAGUGGAGACACUGGAGACCAGUAGAGACCAAGACCAGUAGAGACCAGUAGAGACCCUCUAACCUGAGCUACUCAGGACCGGUGGAGACCAAUAGAGACCAGACCAGUGGAGACCAGUAGACAGUAGAGACCAGUAGACAGUAGAGACCAGCAGAGACCAAGACCGGUGGAGACCAGUAGACGUCCUCUAACCUGAGCUACUCAGGACCAGUGGAGACCAAGACCAGUAGAGACCAGUAGAGACACUAGAGACCAGUAGACACCAGUGGAGACCAGUAGACGUCCUCUACCCUGGUCUACUCAGGACCAGUAGACGUCUAACCCGACCUGGAGGACCAGUGGAUGAUGAACAACGGUUCAGGGACACCUUGAACCCUAACCCUAAUGAAGACCUCCUCCUCCUCCUCCUGCAGAGCUGCCUGGUCCCUGGAGGGGGGGGGGGUCCCAUUAGUGCAGCUCGCUGAAACAUGUUCAUGGACCAUCUGUUGCAGAUAGAACCUAAAAAAUUACUGUCAAAUGCUUUAUGAAAUAAAACAUCAGCCCUCCAAAGAA